Messenger RNA from Mastomys coucha (southern multimammate mouse), 6382 nucleotides. RefSeq names its product poly(A)-specific ribonuclease (gene Parn). Gene Ontology annotation, biological process: nuclear-transcribed mRNA poly(A) tail shortening. NCBI's taxonomy places the organism in Eukaryota, Metazoa, Chordata, Mammalia, Rodentia, Muridae. Bases 155 to 1810 code for a protein of 551 amino acids. Gene Ontology annotation, cellular component: cytoplasm; nucleus. The transcript is spliced from 23 exons. Gene Ontology annotation, molecular function: metal ion binding; RNA binding; poly(A)-specific ribonuclease activity. The record is from RefSeq and is a predicted model, not a curated record.
UCUGACGCAGGAGUAGUGGCGCGCGCUGUUUCCGGAAGUGUCCAGUGUCUGCUUCGUGGCGGCCUGCGACUUCCCUGCGCUGCUUUUGCUGCGGAACUCUGCGCGUGGACCCGCGUCGGCCUGGGCGGGGCCAAGGUUCCGUCUGCGCCGCGGGAUGGAGAUAACCCGGAGCAAUUUUAAGAUUAAUCUUCACAAAGUGUACCAGGCCAUAGAGGAGGCUGACUUCUUCGCCAUCGAUGGGGAGUUUUCAGGAAUCAGCGAUGGGCCCUCAGUAACAGCAUUAACAAGUGGCUUUGACACCCCAGAAGACAGAUAUCGGAAGCUUAAAAAGCAUUCCAUGGACUUUUUGCUGUUUCAGUUUGGACUUUGUGCUUUUAAGUAUGACCACACAGAUUCCAAGCAUAUAACGAAGUCGUUUAAUUUCUAUGUUUUCCCCAGACCUUUCAGCAGGUCCUCUCCAGAUGUUAAAUUCGUUUGCCAGAGCUCCAGCAUUGACUUUCUGGCGAGCCAAGGAUUUGACUUUAAUAAAGUGUUUUGCAGUGGAAUUCCAUAUCUGAAUCAGGAAGAAGAAAGGCAGCUGAGAGAGCAAUUUGAAGAAAAACGUUCUCAAGCCAAUGGGGCAGGAGCUCUGGCAAAAUGUCCUGUGGCAAUUCCCGAGGAUCAGAAGAAGUUUAUGGACCAAGUAAUAGAGAAGAUAGAGGAUUUCCUACAAAGUGAAGAGAAGAGGAGUCUGGCGCUUGACCCAUGCACUGGGUUCCAAAGAAAACUUAUUUAUCAGACUUUGAGUUGGAAGUAUCCUAAAGGCAUUCAUGUUGAGACAUUAGAGACUGACAAGAAGGAGAGACACAUAGUUAUCAGCAAAGUGGACGAAGAAGAACGCAAAAGGAGAGAGCAGGAGAGGUACACGAAGGAGCAGGAGGAACUGAAUGAUGCUGUGGGAUUUUCAAGAGUCAUCCAUGCCAUUGCUAAUUCGGGAAAGCUGGUUGUUGGACACAAUAUGCUCUUGGAUGUCAUGCACACGAUUCACCAGUUCUACUGCCCCCUGCCUGUGGACCUGAAUGAGUUUAAGGAGAUGACAACAUGUGUCUUCCCCAGACUCUUGGAUACUAAGUUGAUGGCCAGUACACAGCCUUUUAAGGAUAUCAUUAACAACACGUCCCUUGCAGAGUUGGAAAAGCGGUUGAAAGAGACACCUUUUGACCCUCCUAAAGUUGAAAGUGCAGAAGGCUUUCCAAGCUAUGACACAGCUUCUGAGCAGCUUCAUGAGGCAGGGUAUGAUGCCUACAUCACAGGACUCUGCUUCAUCUCCAUGGCAAAUUACUUAGGUUCUUUACUCAGUCCUCCAAAAAUGUGUGUAUCUGCCAGAUCAAAGCUCAUUGAACCCUUUUUUAACAAGUUAUUUCUUAUGAGGGUCAUGGAUAUUCCCUAUUUAAACUUGGAAGGGCCAGACUUGCAACCUAAGCGGGAUCAUGUUCUCCAUGUGACCUUCCCUAAAGAAUGGAAAACCAGUGACCUGUACCAGCUCUUCAGCGCCUUUGGUAACAUUCAGAUAUCCUGGAUUGAUGAUACAUCAGCCUUUGUUUCUCUCAGCCAGCCGGAACAAGUACAAAUUGCUGUUAAUACCAGCAAGUACGCUGAAAGUUAUCGGAUCCAGACCUAUGCUGAGUAUGUGGGAAAGAAACAGGAAGGCAAGCAGGUCAAGAGGAAGUGGAUGGAAGACAGUUGGAAAGAGGUGGACAGAAAGCGGCCCCAUGUGCUGGGCCCCUGUUACCACACCAACAGGUGCCAAGUACCUUCUGCCUCCUCCUAGACCCCAGGUAGAUACUGCUGUGUGCCUGCGUUGUGUGUAGCACAGGCAGUAGAGCGUCCAAGGCCCCACAUUUAUUUCUAAUACCACAAAAUAAGUAGGCAGAUAGAUACAUAGACAGAAGAUUAAUUUGGCUUAUUUGGUUUACCUUUGAGAAAGGAGUUACAUAGUGUUGUGUUUGCCUUUUCUUAAAAAAUAAUUGUUUCUGAGAUUUGGUCUUAUGUGCAUUGACUUUUAAAUUUUUUUAUUGUUGAUACUGUUCCUUGUGUGACUGUGUAGCAUCUGUUUGGAUUGGUGGACAUUUGGAUGGUUUCUAGUUUGAGGCUAUUUGCUGUGAUGCAUGUGUGGAAUGAUACUGUCAGCAUGUUUUCAUUUCUCUUAAGUGAGUGGGCCUAGGGGCAUGAACUUGGGGGUGUAUGGCAUCUGUCUGUUUGUUAAGCUUUAAGCUUUGUAGAGACAUUUAUAGCCCACCAGUAAUGUGUGAAUUCCAUCACUUCACAUACUUGCCAACAUUUAAAGCUACAGUUUCUGUUUCUACUCCUCUAGACUGUGAGCUAGCAUCAUAUUAUGGUUCUAAUUUGCACCUCUCUCGUGACCAAUGCAGUGGCCUACGUUUUAUUUUUGCAUUGUUAGGACUCUAGUUGUAGCUCAAAGCCCUUGGCUGCCUUUUAAAAUAUACUUGUUGUCCAUCAAGUAUAAACCUCUAAAAUAAAAAGGUUUAUUUUAGAGGCUUAUAAAUUGUCACCCCCCUCCCCCACGUUGGCUGUUUCUGUUGAUUUGUAGUUCUUCUACGCAUUCUGGAUCAGAAACAUGCACUAAACACUUACAGCCUGUGAUUGCUUUGGUCACUCAGUUCUACAGAUACCUCUUACUGAGCAGAUAGUGUACAAUGGCGUGGUAGCUUGAAUGCCAGUGCCCCUCAUAAGCUCUGCCAUUUGAGAGCUUGGACCCCAUUUGGGGACUCGCUGAAGGAAGUGUGUUCCUUGGGAAGGUUUGGAGCUUUCAGAGACUUGUACCAUGGAGCAGUUUGCUCUAUGUUUCAUGCUAGAGCUCUAAGAUGUGCACUCUCAGCUUGCUGCCCCAGGAGUGAGCACCCAGAACUGUAUCUACCUCGUAUCUAGAAGGAGGCAGAAGGUACUUGGCACCUGGGGAAAGGAAGAAACAAGAUGCUUAUGGAGUAGCUUUGAUCCUAGCCUCUCAUUCUGUUCCUGGUCAGCUCACUGAACCUCCAUUUCCUUACUCCUAAAAUGGUCAUAGAUUUUGAUCUCUCUGGAUCCAUAAACCUAAGUGAACACUUCUGUCAGUUGUCUUGCUCCUGGUUGUUAUCACAGCAGAAAACUGACUGCUGCCACAAUGAUAUGCUGCUUAUGGCUUUUUUUUUUUUUAAUGGUUAAUAGAUUUUUUUUCUCUUUUUUUCUUACCCUAAGGCAGUCAUGAUUUUGUUCCUGUUGUCUUCAGGAGGGUUUGUAGUUUGUGCUUUUCUAUUUGGGUCAUGAUCCAUUUCAAAUGAAUUUUGAUUAUCUCAUGAAAUGUUGAGGAUCUUAAAUGCCUUCUAAGAGCUCUUGUUUUAAAGGUUGCUCUCCACCGCUGCUGCUGCUGCUGCUGCUGCUGCUGCUGCUGCUGCUGCUGCUGCUGAUGAUGAUGAUGAUGAUGAUGAUGAUGAUGAUUGUGGUGAUGGUGAUGGUGAUGAUGAUGCUAGGAGAAGGCUGAUGCUUCAGAAAUGGGCCCUCUUUAGAGGGAGUAGGUCACUGGGAAAAUAGCCUUCCAGGAGACUCUGGGACACUGUCUCUUCUGUCUGCUCUGGCCACCAUGAGCUGAGCAGCCUUACUCUACCAAUUGUCUCUGCUGUUUGUACUGUGCCACCUUGAAUACAAAACCAGGGGUCAGGCAGCCAGUAGCUGAAACUCCUGAUACCAUGAGCCAAAGUUGAUCUUUCUUCUUUUUAAAUUGCUUUUCUUAGACAUUUUGUUACAGUGGUGAGAAUACUUCAUCUGUGGAGGCUAAGGUCUAGUGUUUCCCAUAGGGCUGCCUAGUUGUUGUUCUAAUAAUAUUUGUUUAAGAAAAGUACAAAACAAAGGAGUGGGGUGACUGGGACACUUGCCUGUGCAGAAGAACCAAGUUCAGUUUCCAGCAUCCACAUGGUGCUCAAAACACCUGUACCUCCAGCUCCAGGGGCUCUGAUGUUAUCUUUUGGCCUUCAUGGGCAUUGUAUGCACCUAUAGGCAAGCAGAUAUACACACAUAUAUGUAAAUAAAAAUUAAAAUAGAACCCCCAAACAAAAGAGAAAAACCACUAAACUCUUCAUAAUUCAAUGGAUUAACCUUUGUGAAAAAUAAACAGGCCUGCAUGUGUCCAGUCUCUUCUAGUCUCCGCUGCAUCUAUGUCUUUUCUUAUGCAGAAUCAAAACUGCCGUGUUUUUACAGUUUCCUAACAAGUCUUGACCUCAGCUAACACCUAGGCUCUAAUUUGUUUUUUUUUUUUUCAAACAGGGAGUUUGUCUUCCUUUGUUUCAUCCUUUAAACAACUUACAUUGAUAUUUUCAUAUUUUAUAAUUGGCUUCUAGAUAUUUUUCAGUUUUGUGUAUAUAUAUAUAUACACACACACACACAUGUGAGGAGCCCCAGCAGCUUCUGAGCUGGGGACUCCUUAGGACACCUUUCCUAAUUGCUCUCUUCAUUUUUUCUAAGGAUUUUUUUAUAUAUAUAUGUAAAACUCUUUCAUAAUUGAGAUUUUAUUGGUUGAGGAGCAGAGUACACAGACAUUCCAAUUCUUAGCACAUGUACCCAAACUCUGAAGAGUCACAUUGUAUUCACGUACACAAAUGAAGAGCUACCUAUUGCUUCUCUUUGAAUUUAAUCCAGUGAUGUUCCAGCCUCAAACUUAACACGUGUCCUUAAGAUCUCACAUAACAGCCAAAUGCUCAUAAUCCCCAGUUCCACAGACUCACAAUUUUAUGACAAAUACAGAACACACUAAGAAUAUCCAUUUUCCGCAGUACAUUAUCACAACUAUUAGGAAAAUGGACCAGAGAUGUUACAGUCAGUUCUGACCAAGGAAUAGUUUUCUUAGGAAAUAGUUCUUCUAGAAACAGGAGACUAGAUAUAACUGAAUAUAUUCCAGACUCGAAUGCACAACUGAGAUUCCAAAUUGCCAUUUAGUAUGCUUUGUACUGUAGGAUAUAAAACUAGCCCCUCUACAGAAUGUUAUGGUGACCCCCGAGACAGUCACAGCCUCUCCUGAUUCAGUAUCCUAUUUUCUGGUUGUACCAAAAAAUAAACAACCAACAAAUGAUUUAACCUCUUAAAAACAUCUACACUUAAAAAAUGGGAUGAGGUAUGAUUCUCUCACCUUGUAAAAAUGUUUCUAGAGCUACUAAAAACUCACAUUUACAAAAUAGUUGAUAAAAAUAUUCCUCUGGAUUGUAUGAGAAGGGAGGCAGGGACACUGACAGACGUGACAGAUGCUUAGUCGGACUUGGCUUCUUUCUCUGCCUCGGAGGCUGGACUCUAGUCUUCUGUCUCUCCAUCUUCUGCAGGCAGAUCUGAAGUUUGCUGGUCAGCCACGUCAGCCUGUUUGCCCUCCGCUUCCCUCUUCCCUUUCGUUUGCACUCUUUGGUCUGAGUGGCCUUUUCGCCUUGGCAGGGGCAGACUUGGCUCACCUCCUUGGGGAGUGGCGCUUGGGCUCCACCUUCACAUCUCCUUGGCACUACCUUCUUCCUCUGGGGCAUUGUUGCAGCACGGGGUAGGAAACAUGUGCAGUGCAGGAUUUGACGGAGCAACACUCUGCAGUCUAUAUUUUUAACACUUUAAUAAUUUAAUAUUUAAUUUUUAUGUUUUUGAUGCUAUUAUAUAUGGGAUUAUUUCCUACAUUUGAAUUUUCAAGUUGUUUUCUGCUUUUAUAUAGAAAUAUAAUCCAUGGUUAUAGGCUGACCAUACACUUUAUUUAUUCUGUUUUGUGUGUGUAUACCAUGUGCCUCUAUCAAUCAUCUUAGAUCAAAGACUUUCUAAAACAAUCCCAAUCGUUCUGUAAGUUUUUUUAAGAUUUAUUUUUAUUUUUGAUUUUCUCGACCUUUGUUUAUUAUGAAUGAGAUGUCAGUGCUUUAACAAAGAGGAAGUGGUCAUAAAGGUGAAGCUCCCCCCCACCCCGCGUGGAUAUUCUUGGCCACAGUGAGGACUGUAAAAAGCACAAACCCGAGCUCUGGGAAACUGUUUGGGGAAGCCACUGAGAGCAGCUUGGAACCCUGGUCGCUUUGGAGCUCCACCCAAGGUGGAGUUGCCCGUAGACUCCCCCGCUGCCUGUUGUUCCCAGGCUCAGAAUGUCAGGGUCACUGCAGCCUCUUCAGGCAGCCUGGCUUGUGUACCAUACUGGUCGUCCUCCUGGCUGGUGGGAGCUUCACACCAGGAGAGGAUGGGGUCUGGCCUUGUCACCGGUUGCAUAGACAGAACCACACCUCCUUUCUGCUAUGUCCCCUUCAUCCUUUUCUUAGACCCUUUGUCCUGUGACUAACUCUUCUCCUUCUGUGCUCUAUUGUUCUCCUGUGACUCCCAUGUGUAGCUGACAGCUUCUCUCGCUUCU